Molecule: messenger RNA, 1417 nt
Organism: Verruconis gallopava
Lineage: Eukaryota; Fungi; Ascomycota; Dothideomycetes; Venturiales; Sympoventuriaceae
Exons: 5
Coding region: 171-1352 (393 amino acids)
Biological process (GO): carbohydrate metabolic process
Molecular function (GO): hydrolase activity, hydrolyzing O-glycosyl compounds
Source: RefSeq, a predicted model, not a curated record
CAACCGACAACGUUGUCGUCGUGGCAUCAGUGACGAGCUUGGUUUUGUCAGGAAAACACAACUUUAAACUUGCUAAUGCAUCCACCUGUCAAGCGAUCAAGCUUCUUAGGUCAAAUUAGCGGGUCUGACAACCAAACGAAAGAAUCUGGAAAGAGAAAUUUAAAACUGAAAUGGGGACGAUAGUCAUGGCAUUGGGUGCGAUAUUUGAUGCCAUGAAGCUUCACAAAGCGUUGCAGCUAUGCGCUGCUUACUGUUGCGCUUUGUUUGUUGGUGUCAGCUCGUACUCCAUCAACAUAAACACAACGGAAACAAAUUCAAACACGACUCUGACAUUUUCAAAUCCUAUAUUGAACAGCAUCGGCGCGGAUCCGUGGGUGAUACAGAGCAAUGGGUACUACUACAUGACAUACACCACGAACGACAACAUUACGUUACUACGAAGCAAAGUUCUCACAGAUUGGAACAAUGCCGAAAGUCGUUUGCUGUUUGACCCGCCCUUGGGACAGGCCUACUCGAAAGAUCUCUGGGCGCCCGAGCUACAUCAAAUUGGCGAUUCGUGGUACGUGAUAUUCACGGCCGAUUCUACCGGCGACUCGCCGCCUCCUGAUGUGGACAUGCUUUGCCCAUUCAAUUGCCCUGCUGUCUAUCACCGCAUGUUUGUGCUCGAGGGACAGGGCGAGGAUCCAUGGACAAUCGACUUCGCGUACAAAGGUGAACUCGACACGUUUGACCAAUUCGCGAUUGAUGGCACAUACUUUCAGCACGAAACAGGAUUGUACCACAUCUAUUCGUGCUGGGACGACAAGUACUCUUCAUGGCCCGCGAACUUGUGCAUAACCAAGAUGUCGAAUCCGUAUACGGUCAGCUCAAGCUUGUCUGAGCGACAAGUGAUAUCUCGGCCAACACUGCCGUGGGAAAAGACACCGUACGGACGAACGGUCAACGAUCGACUGUCCACGAACGAAGGCCCGGAACAGCUAGUCAACCCAAAGACUGGUCAGAACUUCGUAAUCUAUAGUGGCGGUCGAUCAGAUAACAGAAACUAUUGCUUGGGGCAGUUGGAGCUCGUGGGGAAAGAUCCUAUGGAUCCUGCUUCAUGGAAGAAGCAUGAGGAAGGGCCGGUGUUCUAUCAAAAUCCUGACGAGCAGGUCUACGGCACGGGGCAUGCGAGCUUCACGAAAUCUCCAGACGGAAGUGAAGAUUGGAUUGUUUACCACGGCAUGCAUGAUCCUUCUACAGGAUGGCAAGCGCGGACGAUACGCACUCAAAAGUUUACCUGGGGCGCGGACGGCGCACCAAUAUUCCCAAGACCAGCGAUAGGUCCGUUUCCUGUUCCAAGUGGUCAGACAUAAAAGCAGGGCCACUAAGCGAGGAAACAAGAGUCUUAAAAUAUCAUAAGCCAUAUUGAUUAGGAAAA